CCGAAAAUCAGUGUUUAAGCUUCACAGGGUUACACUGCCACAGAUCCACCACCUUAUUUAUCUAUAUUGGGAAAAGACGGUUUCUGUCAAUGCGCUUGGGGAUGCCCGUUCCUGCCAUGCGAAAGGCCAAUUUUGCCUUCCCGUCUUCCCAAUACCCCGAUCGCAUUUCGUUUUGCCCCUGUCCCUCUGUCGAUGCCACGGGCUCCACGCAUCAACGUCUCUGUUUAGGUACGCAGCAGGGGUUGCGUCUGUUGUUGGUUGCAUUGCCUUGGCACCUGCCCGGUAGGCAAGCACACUAGCACAUACUGCAGUUCUCCAGCUCGCCUUGCAGCUCGCCUUCCAGCACAGCUCAUCAGGCCAUGGUUGCACACCGAACCGCCCCAGGGCUGGCUGAAGCGGCAGGUUUGGACCGUCGAGACUCGAGCCUGCAUGCUGCGCUCGCCCAUGUUGGCGGCGCUACGGAAUUCGAGCAAGCUGUGCCGCCAAAGCUGAACCUCCAGCUCGGGCAUCGUGAGCAAGGAAAGUCCUAGGUGCUAUCCCCAGAAUAGCCCCCAGUCGUGUCAGGAACUUACUGUGCGGCGCAGCCGACCCCACUGCUCCUCCAUCGUUCGCCGCCCCAGCCUGGGACCCAUGGAUCAGGCUGCCUGUCAUGCCUAAAUUUCCCCAAGUCAUGUUUUCUAUCCCGGGACUGCCUGCCCACCUGGCCAUCCUACGCGAGUGCCCUCAGCACCACGCCGCAGUAGUUCGUUUUGUAUAUACAUCUACACAUAUAUAAAGAAGGCCCCCGGGGAUCGAUGUCUGCCUCACCUCGUCUCGUCUCUUCGUCACCCACAGCCGCUCAACAACCUUUAGAUUCCAUCCCUUGACAUUCAUAGCUUUUGCGCUUUAUACCUACCUCCCACCUCCCCCCCCACUUACAUCAUGAAAUCGGUCGCGAUCCUCGGCUCCCUAGCCUCGCUAGCCUCGCUGGCCUCGGCUUUCUGCGCCCACGGCACGACGCUGUUCCCGCGAGCUUCCGGGGAUGAGGUCAAGAUCGCAACUUAUGGCUUCCACGGCAUGAACGGGCCCCUGAACUGGUACGGGCUGAACAAGACGCUCAAUGCCAAGUGCGCCCAGGGCAAGGAGCAGUCACCCAUCAACAUCCUCACCAAGACGCUCAAGUCGGUCGACGGGAGCUCACUAGGCUUCGACAUCCAGAGCUACGACAACGGGGCCGACUUUGUCAACCUCGGCAGCACCCUCGAGGUCAUCGCCAACGGCACCCUCAAGCUCGACUCCAAGGAGUACAAGCUGGCCCAGUUCCAUUUCCACACGCCCAGCGAGCACCACAUCGAUGAUGAGUACUAUCCCGCCGAGGUGCACUUUGUCUUCCAGGCUGCCGACCAGUCACUCUCCGUCGUGGGCUUCCCCAUCGAGUUGCACGGGCGCAACAGCGACUUCGUCGCGACCGUGUUCGAGAAGGUGGACAAGAUCAAGGAGCCCGGGUCCAAGGGCACGACGGGCAAGCUCGACUUCACCAAGCUGCGCGACCACCUGCGCCGCAGCAAGGUGUACCAGUACAAGGGCUCCCUCACCACGCCCCCCUGCACCGAGGGCAUCGCCUGGAACGUCGUCAGGGACCCCGUCACCAUCGACGUCAAUACGUACAAGGCCAUCAAGGGCAUCAUGAAGUUCAACUCGCGCUACACCCAGAACACCCCCGGCGAGAUCAACCUGCUCGAUAACGCUGCCAACACCCUGGCCGGCAAAGCAUGAAUGAGCACGCCACAGGGUGCGCCGUCAUGAGCUCUAAUCUUCUGCUUUAUUUAUAUUUUUUUUUGUUAGACAUGUUCCCUUGUUUUUUUUUUCCUGUUUAUCCUUUUCGAUUCCCCCUUUUGUAUUAACACCAUGGCAUGGCGUUUCGAGACUUAUGACAUGAUCUGGUGGGACGGGAUAGUUGCUUUUCUUGGGGGCGCUAGACUAUAUAAACUACUUUUUAACCUUCUCGCACAAGCUUUUGUCCCUCUCG
This is a messenger RNA of Gaeumannomyces tritici R3-111a-1, 2008 nucleotides long. RefSeq names its product carbonate dehydratase. Gene Ontology annotation, molecular function: zinc ion binding; carbonate dehydratase activity. The coding region runs from base 922 to 1755 and encodes 277 amino acids. The record is from RefSeq and is a predicted model, not a curated record. Lineage: Eukaryota; Fungi; Ascomycota; Sordariomycetes; Magnaporthales; Magnaporthaceae. The transcript has 3 exons.